Syngnathus acus (greater pipefish) is the source of this 1865-nucleotide messenger RNA. RefSeq names its product cyclin J (gene ccnj). Gene Ontology annotation, biological process: regulation of cyclin-dependent protein serine/threonine kinase activity; mitotic cell cycle phase transition. Lineage: Eukaryota; Metazoa; Chordata; Actinopteri; Syngnathiformes; Syngnathidae. Gene Ontology annotation, molecular function: cyclin-dependent protein serine/threonine kinase regulator activity. Bases 189 to 1220 code for a protein of 343 amino acids. The record is from RefSeq and is a predicted model, not a curated record. The transcript is spliced from 6 exons. Gene Ontology annotation, cellular component: nucleus; cytoplasm; cyclin-dependent protein kinase holoenzyme complex.
CUUCCGUUGACACUGAAGGCCACAGCCGCGUUUGCUGGGCUUGUGUCAAGGGAUGAAGCUUCACUGACUGAUUGCUUGCGCGGUGCAAAAGCAUGUUCUACGAGUAUACGUUGUAAUUUAUUUCAGCAAAACGGGCCGCUAUAUUCCAUUGAUGUGCUCUCUGGUUGUUUCAAAAGCCCCUGUGUUAAAUGGAGCUAGAGGACCAGUGGUGGCAAGGACAACUGGCUAAAGAUAUUCACCAGGCGCUGCGAAACAAUGAGCUCAACCUGCCCUCCUUUAAAGGCCAGUCCCCUCAGCUCAACUUGAGGCGAUACUUUGCAGACCUCAUAGCCAUCAUCAGCAACCACUUCCGGCUGUGUCCCACAGCGAGACACCUUGCUGUCUACCUGCUGGACCUCUUCAUGGACCGCUACGAUGUCACGACUCAGCAGCUUCACAUGGUCUCGCUCUCGUGUCUUCUUUUGGCAAGUAAAUUUGAGGAAAGGGAGGACAAGGUUCCAAAAUUGGAAACACUGAAUAGUCUAGGGUGCAUGCGCUCCAUGAACGUAGUUAUGACCAAGCAGGCUCUUCUCCACAUGGAGCUGUUCCUGCUGGAAUCCUUCCAGUGGAACCUGUACCUCCCCACAGCAGCUCAUUUCAUCGAAUACUACCUUUCUAUCGCAGUUCACGAGGGAGACCUACACGAUGGCUUGCCUAUGACCUGUUUAGAGAAAACAAAACUCUACAUGGCCAAGUAUGUCGAUUACUUCCUGGAAGUCUCCCUGCAAGAUCAUGUGUUUUUAUGUUUUGAACCCUCUCUGGUGGCCGCUGCAUGCGUGGCUGCCUCGCGCCUCAUCCUGCACGUAUCCCCUACUUGGGCACCCCGAUUGCAGCGGCUCACAGGCUAUACAUUGGAUAACCUGGUCGCAUGUACCGAGAAACUCCUCAUUGCGCAUGACAGUGAUGUGAAAGAGGCCAACAAGCAUAAGUACCAGCAGCCGGGCCAACCGCUACAGCAGCAAGUUCAGACGGUCUACCACAGUUCGAGCCAGGCAGCCACUGUGGCCCAGUACCUGCACCGGCCCGGCACGCAGUAUCCCCGGCAAGUUGCGCAGUCAGCUCUCGUCCCAAACCACAGACCUAGCGCAUAUCUGGCCCACACCGCCACCCUGCAGGUCUCCAACGGCCCCGUGGCAGGGCAGUACUCAGGCCAUCACUGCCUCAUUGGAUCCAAAGUCUAACCUUACUGAAAGAGCUUACUUGCCAAGCCGGCACUUGUGCUACGUGCAUUCACAGCUGAUGAUGGUCUUUGGGGAUUUAGAGAUUGAGAAGAAAUUCAACGACUAUUAAAAGUCCAUGAAAUGAGAAAGAAUGCUUUUAGUUUAAGAGGACUUGAUGAGAUAGGCGCAGCAUGUUGGACCUCUGAGCUAUGUGCAAUAUGUAUGCUCUGUAGUCAUUUUCUGUGGAGAGCCAGUGUAAGGAUUUUUGUUCAAUUGAGUACCGCUAGUGACUUUGCACUGCUUAUCCUCACUAGGGUUGUAUUACUAUAAUUUUGCAUCAGGCCAAAAUUCUAUUUAAUUAAAACAAAGUAUCUUUGAAGUAUUGAUCACAGUGCCUUAUAGCGGUGCUGUUAAUGACUCCUAAGUUGAGGGAAGAACAGCACAGGGUUUGGGACCGUUUGUGGGCAAUGAAUAUUUUGUGAGCGCAAUUGUAUUUUUUUUCUGUACCUGUAUAGAAUUUUUGUUUACGUAUUUGUGAACUGUUGAAAGAAUGAGGUCAUAUGCAGAGACAGUGUUGCUCUUCUGUAGACAGAUUUCAGUCAGUGAUGUGCACUAAUGCGCAUUUUAAAUAAAAUACAAAUCUCUGUUGAACUGAAUUUGCUUUCU